GGUUACCGCCUUUUGCCCUGGCGGCCGCGAGGAGGGGGGUGGGCGCUUUCUUUUUCUCUUGGAAGAGGCUUUUAGUACAGGUUUUCUCGUUCUCACUUCCAACCCCACCUCGCCACCUCCCGAACCCCCUCCUCCCCCUCCCCACCUAUCGUCAUGACGGCGUCUCCGGAUUACUUGGUGGUGCUUUUUGGGAUCACUGCUGGGGCCACCGGAGCCAAGCUGGGUUCAGAUGAGAAGGAACUGAUCCUGCUGUUAUGGAAAGUCGUGGAUUUGGCCAACAAGAAGGUGGGACAGUUGCACGAAGUACUAGUUAGACCGGAUCAGUUGGAACUGACGGAGGAUUGUAAAGAAGAAACUAAAAUUGACGCCGAAAGCCUGUCUUCCGCGCCGCAGCUGGACCAAGCCCUCCGACAGUUUAACCAGUCAGUGAGCAAUGAGCUGAACAUUGGGGUAGGCACUUCCUUCUGUUUGUGUACUGACGGGCAGCUUCAUGUCAGGCAGAUCCUGCAUCCCGAGGCUUCCAAGAAGAAUGUAUUACUACCUGAAUGCUUCUAUUCCUUUUUUGAUCUUCGAAAAGAAUUCAAGAAAUGUUGCCCUGGCUCACCUGAUAUUGACAAGCUGGACGUAGCAGUGAUGGCCGAGAGUCUAAACUUUGAGAAGAACGACUCUGUCUCCCGAUACGGAGCCUCUCAAGUUGAAGAUAUGGGGAACAUAAUUUUAGCCAUGAUCUCAGAGCCUUACAAUCACAGGUUUUCAGAUCCAGAAAGAGUAAACUACAAAUUUGAAAGUGGUACAUGCAGCAAGAUGGAGCUCAUUGACGACAACACAGUCGUGAGGGCUCGAGGCUUGCCCUGGCAGUCUUCAGAUCAAGACAUCGCCAGGUUCUUCAAAGGACUCAAUAUCGCCAAGGGAGGUGCGGCCCUCUGUCUGAAUGCUCAGGGAAGGAGGAACGGAGAAGCACUGGUUAGAUUUGUAAGUGAGGAGCACAGAGAUCUAGCCCUGCAGAGGCACAAACAUCACAUGGGGAACCGGUACAUCGAGGUUUACAAAGCAACGGGUGAAGAUUUUCUCAAGAUUGCUGGAGGGACGUCCAAUGAGGUAGCCCAGUUCCUCUCCAAGGAAAAUCAGGUCAUCGUGCGCAUGCGGGGGCUCCCUUUCACCGCCACCGCUGAGGAGGUGGUUGCCUUCUUCGGACAGCAUUGCCCCAUCACCGGGGGAAAGGAAGGCAUCCUCUUCGUCACCUAUCCGGAUGGUAGGCCGACGGGAGAUGCCUUUGUGCUCUUUGCCUGUGAGGAAUACGCUCAGAACGCCCUGCGGAAGCACAAGGACUUAUUGGGUAAAAGAUACAUCGAGCUCUUCCGGAGCACGGCAGCGGAAGUGCAGCAGGUGCUGAAUCGAUUCUCUUCAGCCCCUCUGAUUCCACUUCCAAACCCUCCCAUGAUCCCGGUACUACCUCAGCAGUUUGUGCCCCCCACAAAUGUCAGAGACUGUAUUCGUCUGCGAGGUCUUCCCUAUGCUGCCACCGUCGAGGACAUUCUGGACUUCCUGGGGGAGUUUUCCACAGAUAUUCGGACGCAUGGGGUUCACAUGGUGUUGAACCACCAGGGCCGCCCAUCAGGAGAUGCCUUUAUCCAGAUGAAGUCUGCAGACAGAGCAUUCAUGGCUGCGCAGAAGUAUCAUAAAAAAGUCAUGAAGGACAGAUAUGUGGAAGUCUUUCAGUGUUCAGCUGAGGAGAUGAACUUUGUGUUAAUGGGGGGCACUUUAAAUCGAAAUGGCUUAUCCCCACCGCCAUGUAAGUUACCAUGCCUGUCUCCUCCUUCCUACACGUUCCCUGCUCCUGCAGCCGUGAUCCCUACCGAAGCUGCUAUUUACCAGCCUUCUCUGCUCUUCAGUCCUCGGGCCCUGCAGCCCUCCACCGCAUACUACCCGGCAGGUACUCAGCUCUUCAUGAACUACACAGCCUACUACCCCAGCCCCCCAGGUUCGCCUAAUAGUCUUGGCUACUUCCCUACAGCUGCCAAUCUUAGCAGUGUCCCGCCCCAGCCCGGCACGGUGGUCAGAGUGCAGGGCCUGGCCUACAAUACUGGAGUUAAGGAAAUUCUUAACUUCUUCCAAGGUUACCAGUAUGCAACCGAGGAUGGACUUGUCCUCCACACAAAUGACCAGGCCAGGACUCUAUCCAAAGAAUGGGUUUGUAUUUAA
Microtus ochrogaster (prairie vole) is the source of this 2202-nucleotide messenger RNA. It is a transcript of the gene Esrp1, whose product is annotated as epithelial splicing regulatory protein 1. NCBI's taxonomy places the organism in Eukaryota, Metazoa, Chordata, Mammalia, Rodentia, Cricetidae. Gene Ontology annotation, molecular function: RNA binding. The record is from RefSeq and is a predicted model, not a curated record.